AUUUUAUACAUUCAAUUUCUUCAAACGUUUUUGAACCGAGAAAGCCCGGGAAGUUAAUAUUGCUUCAUCAAUAAUUUCAGGGCAUUUGAAAAUAAUAGUGUCGUUUGUGUAAAGUUAAAAAUGGAUAUAGAUUUACCGUACAGAAGUGAAUACGCUAAAAGCGGUAGAGCCUCUUGUAAAAUGUGUAAAUGUUCUAUAGCUCAAGGGUCUCUUCGUUUAGCAGCAUUGGUUCAGUCUGCUUUUCAUGAUGGAAAACAACCGAUGUGGUUUCAUGAAAACUGUUUUUUUAAGAAGCAACGACCGGGAUCUGUUGGAGAUAUUGAAAACUUUGAAAACAUCCGAUUCGAAGAUCAAGAAAGAAUUAAAUUGAAAAUUGAAAAAUCCUUGGAAGUUAGCUCUAGUACCUCAACUAGUACUAGUACCAAAAAAGGAAACAAACGCAGUGCUGGAGAAGGGAAUGCCAUUAAAGAUUUUGGAAUUGAGUACGCUAAGUCCAGUAGAGCAGCAUGUCGUGGAUGUGAACAAAAAAUUUUGAAAGAUCAAGUACGAAUUCGAAAAACAGUAUAUACAACCGAAGUAGGAAUGAAAUAUGGAGGACAGCCUUUGUGGCAUCAUGUAGAAUGCUUUGCGCAGUUACGUGGUGAACUUGGUUGGCUUAGCAAAGGCGAUUGUAUUCCCGGGUUCAAAAGUUUGAAAAAAGAUGAUCAGACCGUUAUCCUUAAACUGUUACCGGCUAUUGAUGCCAAUAGUGGCAGCAUUAUAAAAAAGGCCAAAAUUGAACCAGAUGUUAAGGUGGAAGAAGAAAUCAUCAAUAAGCAAAUAGAAAAGCAGUCAAAACGGCUAUUCAAACUUCGUGAUCUGGUAGCAGAACAAAUGCACAAAAAAGAUAUGAUUCAUUUGCUUGAGUACAAUAAUCAAGAACCUGCAAGCGGAGAUUCGGAAAAAAUGUUAAAUCAGUUAUCAGAUAUGUUGACAUUUGGGUCAUUGUUGCCAUGUCCUGAAUGUAAGGGUCGUGAGAUAUUAUUCAGCAAAUCUGGAUAUUUGUGCAAUGGUCAAUUAACGGAAUGGACCAAAUGUUCGAAUCUUUUAAUAGAUCCAGAACGUAAACCUUGUAAAGUACCAAAAAUCUUAAAGGAAAAGUAUAACUUUUUAACUGAAAUUAAGAACAAAACCGAAAAACGGAUUGUUAAAUAUAAUCCACCUAGUAUUGCUGUUGUUUCAAAAAAUAUAGAUUUAAAAAAGGAAGAAUCGACCGAACCUAAAGUGAAACGGGAGCGACCACCUCUUUACAAUUUCAAGUUUGCUUAUGUUGGCCCAAAAGAUGCAGAAAAGGAUUUAAAAAGUCGUUUGAAUAAGCUAGGCGGCGAGAUUACGACAAAGUUAUCUGAAAAUACUGUUGCUGUGUUUUCAUCGAAAUAUGAAGUGGAACAUAUGGGAAGUCGCAUGAAAAAGGCGAAAGAACUUGGUAUUCAUGUUAUACCAAUCGAUUACCUAGAUUUGGUCGAGAAUAGUCCAACAAACGCAAUUAAUUACAUCAGUAGUACUACGCUUUGUGAUUGGGGCACUGAUCCAACCUCUCGUAUAGUGCAAGAAGAUGUAAAUACGAAAAAAUCAAAAAGUAUUUAUACUAAAUCUGUCGCAAAGUCGGUGACUUUGAAGAUCAAAGAUGGAUCGGCCGUGGAUCCCGACAGUGGCUUACAAAACGUCGCUCAUGUAUAUUUGAAUAAAAAUGACAAGUAUAGUGUUGUCCUCGGUUUAACAGAUAUUCAACGCAAUAAAAAUUCGUACUAUAAAUUGCAACUUUUGGAAAGUGAUUCAAAGAACAAAUAUUGGGUAUUUCGUUCUUGGGGCCGGAUUGGCACUACUAUUGGCGACCAUAAAUUAGAGAAUUUCGAAAACCUGAACGAAGCCAGACAAUCAUUCCUUCACGUUUACCGCGAUAAAACUGGAAACGAAUUUAAUAACCGCGACGGUUUUGUUAAGGUUCCUGGUCGUAUGUACCCAAUCGAAAUUGACUAUGAGGAGCAGAAAACUGUAGAUUCGGAAAAAUUCAAAAUCGAAUCAAAAUUACAUGUAUCUGUACAAAGCCUAAUUAAACUUUUAUUUGACGUUGAUGCUAUGAAAAGAACCAUGAUGUUGUUCGAUCUUGAUAUGGAAAAAAUGCCGUUAGGCAAAUUAAGUCAGAAGCAAAUUCAGUCAGCUUAUAAAGUACUUAGUGAAAUUUACGACCUUAUACAGCAGAAUGCGAAUAAAGUUAAGUUCAUUGACGCGACUAAUCGGUUUUACACCUUAAUCCCACAUAGCUUUGGAGUUCAAAAUCCACCAAUUUUGGAUAAUAUUGAUCUAGUUGAGAAGCACCGGCAAGUGCUCGAUUCCCUUUUGGAAAUAGAAUGCGCUUACAGUAUGUUGCAAGCAGAAAAUAAUGAAAAAAAUGUGAAUCCUUUGGAUAACCAUUAUGAGCAAUUGAAAACAAAGCUUGAGCCUAUUGAUAAAAAGUCAGAUGAAUAUAAAUUACUUGAAAAAUACGUUCAGAAUACUCAUGCCGAAACUCAUAAAAUGUACCAACUGGAAAUCAUUGAUAUAUUUAAAGUGGCUCGUCAGGGUGAAACCAGACGUUAUAAACCGUUCAAAAAGCUUGAAAAUCGAAAACUACUAUGGCAUGGUUCUCGUCUUACUAACUUUGCUGGAAUUUUGUCACAUGGCUUAAAAAUAGCGCCUCCUGAGGCACCUGUCACAGGUUAUAUGUUUGGCAAGGGAAUAUACUUCGCAGAUAUGGUCUCAAAAUCUGCAAAUUAUUGUUGUACCACCACUCAAGACUCCACAGGACUAAUGCUUCUCUCCGAGGUAGCACUUGGAAACAUGUUGGAAUGUACUUCAGCAAAAUACAUAACUAAACUCCCAUCCAACAAACAUAGUACCAUAGGUCGUGGCCGGACCAUGCCUGACCCAAAAGAAUCUUAUAAGAAAGACGAUGGCGUAGAGAUUCCGCUUGGUAAACCGAUUACAGAUACGAACCUCAAAACAUCUCUUCUUUACAACGAAUAUAUUGUAUACGAUGUUGCUCAAGUGAAUAUUCAAUAUCUUUUCCGUAUGAACUUCAAAUACAAUAUCUGAGGAAAUUGAGAUAAAAUAUUUUCCUGAUUUGUAUAUAACUUGUUUUUCAACCACUAAUUUAAAUGAAUAAUAAAGUUUAUCGAUUAUAAAUACAGUAGAAAAAAAGGUUCUUGAAAGAAUUUUCAGUCAAAGUCAAAGACAAAGACACAAAUCCGGAAGAUUAUUUAUUACACCCCAAUUGUGCGAGCUUCUAGCCUUGCGCUAGUGUGUCCGCUAGACAAUGUAUGUAAUGGUGUCCGCUAGGCAACUGUAUGUAUUAUGCAAGACUAUUGGAUAUCAAUCUCGGCCAACGGGGUCGCCAGUCAACAGUUUUAUUUUUAAUUUAUUAUAUAUUGCCUUAUUAUAGUCAAAUGUCAAAAUCAAGCAACUCCUAAAGAGCAGUACAGUAUUUUAAAAUUUUUUGCGUUUGAAUGUGAAUAAUAUUUUUUAAGAACAUAUACAUUUAUGGGCAAAAUAAUAAGCGUACGUUUAACUUGUAUAGUUCUUUGUCAAAUCGUGUUACAAUUCUUAUACUUUAAAUUUUUAUGAUAAAGACGUAAGUAUCAAUAGCAUUUGGAAUAUUUAUUUUACAUUGAACACCAUAAACUGGAAAGAUGAAUUUAUUUAGAAUGGGUCGUUGAAGCCACUACACCAACUGUCGACUACACUCCUUUUUGUUUUCUAUGCUAACUUUGGAAGUUAAAAGCCAGUUUAAAUUUGCUGCUCUUAUCUUCUAUGCCAGUUAUUUUAUUUGAUUCAUGUAGCAUUACACCUAUUAAAAACAUUUGUGUUUAUGAACUUGAAGAUGAGUGAAAAUAAAAAGUAUGUACCCGUAUUAGCUGUCAUGUAUUGGCUAAGUGUCGUUCGCUAGCAGGAAAGAACAACGGAACGGUGAGCUAGCAGAAAUUUCAAAGGAAACGACUGAUUACCGUUUCGCAUUCCCUGAUCAAUCAUUUUAAGUUGGUGACAAUGCCAAAUCAGGGAACUUUUAACAGUUCAUAAUGACGAAAUUAGCGUGAAAUAAAUUUUCGGGGAACGACAUUAAUAUUCCUAAAUUGUGUAGAACUUAUUUGUUUUUAGCUAUUCUUUGUUAUAAAUGAGAUAUAUUUGUAUUUGUGUUUAUGUAUUAAUAUAUUUUGUUGUAUGAAGUGUGAAAAAUUAUGUAAUGUAUUUUGAUUUAGUUACUCAUUUAGUAUUUAUUAAUAAAACAUGUGAUAGCCCUUUUUAGAAACCGAGCACCUAAAAUAAUAUCUAAAUGACAAAAUAUCCAAAAGUUAAUUUUAAAAGGCCAAUCUAAUUUUUACGAUAGUGGCAGUAUUGAGUUUCGCAUCCAAAUAAAAAAAGUAGAAAACAUUUUUUUUGGUUUUGAUGAAAAGUCUUUCGCCUGGCUUAAACUCAAUACGGAGUUGAAUGCAAAAGAGCAAUUUUUGGCUGAUUUUUUGUACUUCUUUCGCAUUCUACUUAAAUCAAGUUUUCAUUUUUUGAUUUCAUCUUUUAGAACAAAAUUUGAUCCA
Messenger RNA from Zeugodacus cucurbitae (melon fly), 4607 nucleotides. RefSeq names its product poly [ADP-ribose] polymerase (gene Parp1). Bases 121 to 3114 code for a protein of 997 amino acids. Gene Ontology annotation, molecular function: DNA binding; NAD binding; zinc ion binding. Gene Ontology annotation, cellular component: nucleus. NCBI's taxonomy places the organism in Eukaryota, Metazoa, Arthropoda, Insecta, Diptera, Tephritidae. The record is from RefSeq and is a predicted model, not a curated record. The transcript is spliced from 7 exons.